AUGGAUGUGUGCCCUAGCAUCAGGUGGCUGUUACUAUCAUCUUUUCUAGCAGCUGCUGGUGCUGGCAAGCAAAUCAUAAACCUAUGUAACUGGGGCAUGUCAAAUGAACUCGACCUAUUCGGCUUGUACUAUCUGGCUCUUGGUCCCGUCCAAUCAAUGUGUGACAAGAUGGUGAAGAGAGAUGUGAUCAAUGGAGAUGAGUUAAGAAAACUGAGAAUUGAAGAGUUGAAGAAAGAGUCUCAAACUGGAAGAGGGAGGAGAUUAAAUCUCCCAGAUGGUCCUCGAAGCUUCUGCACAUGA
Messenger RNA from Sphenostylis stenocarpa, 300 nucleotides. The record is from the annotation of a GenBank genome assembly. NCBI's taxonomy places the organism in Eukaryota, Viridiplantae, Streptophyta, Magnoliopsida, Fabales, Fabaceae.